AUGUCCCUCCAAACAACCCUAAUAACCCACCAAACCCUCAAAAUAGCACACCUAACAAUCUCCCGCCCCAAAAAGCUCAACGCCCUGAACACGCCCCUCCUCCGCCAAAUCCCCGAAGCCCUACGCAACCUCUCCAAAACCCCCAACCUGCUCGCCGUCACGCUCACCGGCGCCGGCGACAAGGCCUUCAUCGGCGGCGCGGACCUCGCCGAAAUGGCCGCGCUGUCAUCACCCGCCGCCGCACGGACGUUUAUCUCGCACGUGCAUGCGGCCUGCGAUGCGCUGCGCAGGUGUCCUGUGCCGGUGAUUGCGCGCGUGAACGGGUUUGCGCUGGGGGCGGGGCUGGAGAUUGCGGCGGCGUGUGAUGUGCGGGUUGCGAGUCGGAGGGCGGUUUUUGGGAUGCCGGAGGUGUGUCUUGGGAUUCCGUCUGUUGUGGAGGCGGCUCUGCUGCCCGGGUUGAUAGGGUGGGGACGGACGAGACAGCUUUUGUUGUUUGGGGGGACGGUUUCGGCGGAGGAGGCGCUGCGGUGGGGGCUUGUGGAGAGGGUUGUUGGGGAGGGGGAGUUGGAUGGGGCUGUGAGGGAGUUGACGGGGCAGUUGGCGGGGAAUGGGUUGCUUGCUGUGCGGAGGCAGAAGGCUUUGAUAUCUAGAUGGGAGGAGCUGUCGCUGGGGGCGGGGAUUGAGGCGGGGGUGGAGGCGUUUGGGGGAGUGUUUUGA
Molecule: messenger RNA, 717 nt
Organism: Penicillium paradoxum
Lineage: Eukaryota; Fungi; Ascomycota; Eurotiomycetes; Eurotiales; Aspergillaceae
Exons: 2
Coding region: 1-717 (238 amino acids)
Biological process (GO): fatty acid beta-oxidation
Molecular function (GO): enoyl-CoA hydratase activity
Source: RefSeq, a predicted model, not a curated record